This is a messenger RNA of Camelus dromedarius (Arabian camel), 2980 nucleotides long. RefSeq names its product thiamine triphosphatase (gene THTPA). Gene Ontology annotation, biological process: thiamine metabolic process; dephosphorylation; thiamine diphosphate metabolic process. The transcript has 4 exons. Gene Ontology annotation, molecular function: magnesium ion binding; thiamine triphosphate phosphatase activity. Lineage: Eukaryota; Metazoa; Chordata; Mammalia; Artiodactyla; Camelidae. The record is from RefSeq and is a predicted model, not a curated record. The coding region runs from base 500 to 1192 and encodes 230 amino acids.
ACCCCCCAGGGUGCCGGGCUUAGCCUGCGGCCUGAGACCCGGGCCGCCCACCAGGAGCCGGGAGGGUUGGGGAUGAGGAGCAAAUCACAGCGGGGCGGCCUCGUUCCAGGUCCACCGCGGAGGUCGCGGCCCCCGAUAACCUAGCCGGCCUCUCAGGCGCCGGCCUGUCCUCGACACUGCCACAUCGGGCCUAACAUGGCCGCUCGUGCUGGGUCCUCCUGGAUGCACAGAGAGCCGGGCCGAGGUCCGGGCCAGGGACAUCUCCCAGCAUUCCUCGCGGGCGUGGCGUGGGUUCCUUCCCCGUUUUCCAGGUCCCGCGAGAGGGAGACCCUUGGGCUUUGAGGAAGUCCUUUGGAUUCAGGACAUCAGCAGCACUGGAAGGAGUCUAACUGGAGACCCGUCACUGUUGUUGAGCUUCGAAACAUCAGAGACACACAGGCCAUCCAUCACAGAGGCAGGAAGAAAGGGCUCCCAACAGAGUGCACUGUGACUGUGGAGCAUGGCCCAGGGCCUGAUUGAAGUGGAGCGAAAGUUCAUUCCCGGGCCUGGCACAGAGGAGAGGCUGCAGGAGUUGGGGGCCGUCCUGGAGCACCGGGUCACUUUCCGAGACAGCUACUAUGACACCCCUGAGCUGAGCCUCAUGCGGGCUGACCACUGGCUGCGGCAGCGAGAGGGUAGUGGAUGGGAGUUCAAAUGUCCCGGAGCAACAAGUGUCUCCGGCCCCCACACUGAGUACAUGGAACUCACAGCUGAGCCUGCAAUUGUGGCCCAGCUCUGUGAGGUACUGGGAGCUGAGGUCCUGGGGGCUGGAGGUGUGGCUGCCACGCUGGGCCCGCUGGGGCUUCAAGAAGUAGCUAGUUUUGUGACUAAGCGGAGUGCCUGGAAACUGGUGCUAUCUGGAGCUGAUGAAGAGGAGCCACCGCUCAGGGUGGACCUGGAUACAGCCGACUUUGGCUACGCUGUGGGUGAGGUAGAGGCCCUGGUGCACAAAGAGGCUGAAGUCCCAACCGCUCUAAAGAAGAUCCACAGCCUCAGCAGCAUGCUCGGUGUACCAGCACAGGAGACUGCACCUGCCAAGCUGAUUGUGUACCUACAGCACUUCCGGCCUCAGGACUAUCAGCGCCUGCUCGAAGUGUAUGGCUCCAGAGAGAAGCCACAGGGGACUAAAGAUCCGGACAUGAGACUGGGCUAGGGUGUCACUUCCUCAGUGGGGACGAGAGCUCUGGGUCUAAUGAAGGUCCUUCCUGGGCUCACUGUGCUUCUUCUCUGGCUUCCCUUCCCACAGUGACGCCCUUCUCCAGCUCCGCCUGUUCCUUCACCCUACCCUCAGCUGUCCUUCCUGGAGCCCUCCCUGGCUGCCUCCUCUCCCUCAUCCGUCAGAUGCAAUCUGUGGGCCGCCCCUCUCCCCUGGCCGCUAAGCAGCCUCCAUUGAUUUCCGCUCGUGUUUAUAGGAUUUCCACUUAGCCGUGAUCAGUAGUUAAGCACAGGAAAAUCCCUUGCCACCCCCCUCCCUUGGUCGAUGCCAUUGAUUCUGCCAGCGGCUCCUAAACCGCCUUACAGCUGAGUUAGAGAUGAGGCGAGGCAGCAGGGAUUUCCCUGCCCCAGGGUUGGGGGAAUAGCAGCAGGUUGGGGAAAUGGGUGGGAAUCUCUGUUAGAAAUCUAGGAGUUCUGGUUUGAUGUUGCCACUGUGCCCUGCUCUGGCCCAGAGGGUACAGUGUCUCCUGUGGAAAUCUGGGGGCAGACUGGCUCCCCAACCCGGAGAGUGGUAAAAAAGAAAACCCUCAUGGCAAGGUACAUACUUCCUGUGUAAGCAGGCUUUCCCCUGGCUGUUAGUCACGUACGUUUUCUACCUCAAAUAUGGCUUUCCCCCCUAUAGCUUUAUUGGGACUUUGUUGGGAUUUCAUUAUUUGUGGGGUUAGGGGGCAGCCCCCAGUUUUUGCAGUGGCAAGCACAGGACCAGAGCGCCACCUGCUGGUCACCCUCCAGCAUUGGCUCCAAGUAGUUGGGGCCCCCAGGGUUUGGGGACACAGGAGGAUUUCAGGUUGUGAGUGGAAGAUGAGUUACUGCCACGUCUCCACAGGCAAGUUGUUCACCUCAAAGAUUUCCUGCACCGACUGGCCAAAGUGGUUGUAAGUGAGGCGCAGCUUCAGCCGCAAGGGGGCCUAGGAAUAGGAGAGCGGAGACCAGGGUCAGCACCAAUGACUCCGCCCUUCCCUGGGUCUUAGCCUCAAGGGGCUCCUGCAGCUCACCUUAUUAGGAUUGAGGAUUCUGAGGAGCUGGGUCAUCGGAAGGCCACCCUGAGCUGGAACUGUGUCUCCACUGGGGGCCUGUAGCUGCAGCUGGAAACUCUGAACAGAGGUUGGACAGAGCAUAGUAAGGCAGGCUGGGCUCAGGCAACCCCUCCACACCCAAAAGUUUUAGAGCCACUUCCCAUAACUCCCCAAGCGCCCACCUCUGCACAUCACUCCCUUCUCAUCUCCUCUCCCCCACCCACCUCCUCCAUGUAGUGGCUUUUUCUCCUGGAGUACCCAGGGCAUCUCUUAAUCCUGGUCUUCUACAAACCUUGGGCACAGCAGCCUGGCAGAUGAAGUGGGUGACAUCACCCCCUGAGUCGUUGGUCGCAGUGACAGUGAUCAACAGCAAAGCAGGAGUCUCAGGGGGUCGAACGAAAGACAGAUUCAGCUGCAGUCCUUUGCGCUCAAACACUCUGAGAUUUGGGAUGGGAGCUAGAGUUGGGGAAGAGAAUUAGCUCAGUGUGUAGGCUGAAGAGAAUGAGUUUAUUCAUGCAUUCAGUAAAAAUUAAAUGAGUACCCGCUGGGUGCAGGGCACUGCUUGAGAUGUUAGUGACAGAGUGGACAAGAAGUUGAGGUCCCUGCUGGGGCUUAUAGUCUAGUGGGGGGAGAGAAGCAAUACACCAGAAAACAAGAUAACCAGGGACUGUAAUUGGUACUUGGAAGGAAAUAAACUAUUGUCAGAAUAA